ACCCAAGAGUUUUCAUUUAAGAAAGCUGGAAAGGGAAAAAUUCAGUUCACUUUCGGAGAGAGCCCUAUAUUUUGUAGUAGAAAGCCUAGUACGCGAAAUACACUAUUCCAAUUGCAAUUCUGUGACCAUGAUCGCUAACCCGUGCAUAUUCUGUUUAGAUGAGCAGCGCUUUCCAUGCCGCAUAUCCUGCGGUCAUUCCUUUUGCACCGAAUGUUUUGGCAAAUACUUGGAACUGGUGCGGGACUCGCGAUGUCCAAUAUGCAGACGCGAUUUCAGGACGGACUUUCAUCCUACUCCCGCUGAUUCCGGUCGAGUGACCUUCGCCUCCACAGAGGAUCCGGAAUCCAUGGUAUCACCUACCGAGGCCGAGAUGGACACACUGGUGCUGACACUUUCGGAGCAGGAGUGCCGCUUUUUUGAGCAGCUUUACCGGGAACUUCAGUUGGUGGACACUCGGGAAUAGAUGGCCCGUGAAAGCCAGCAAGUUCCUGCCAACAAUCUGUGAUUCUUAUUGUUUUCUACUUGUAUAUAUAUUGUGUAAAAUAAUUUAUAAUUGACCUUAUUGGCUAAUAUUUCCCUUAAUUAUUUUUUGGACAGUGUCAUACUGACUGAAGAUUGUAUACUUUUG
Drosophila elegans is the source of this 628-nucleotide messenger RNA. Its product is annotated as postreplication repair E3 ubiquitin-protein ligase RAD18. The transcript has a single exon. NCBI's taxonomy places the organism in Eukaryota, Metazoa, Arthropoda, Insecta, Diptera, Drosophilidae. Bases 128 to 463 code for a protein of 111 amino acids. The record is from RefSeq and is a predicted model, not a curated record.